This is a messenger RNA of Phytomonas sp. Hart1, 852 nucleotides long. The record is from the annotation of a GenBank genome assembly. NCBI's taxonomy places the organism in Eukaryota, Euglenozoa, Kinetoplastea, Trypanosomatida, Trypanosomatidae.
AUGGUGCUGGGGGUGCUCGCCGGCGACCCCGGCCUCAGCCGCGACCUCGCGCGCGGCGUUGACUUCCACGUCCGCCGCGCCGCGGCGUUUAGCGGGCUGCCCUACCGCGAGAUCGACGAGGGCGUCCGCCGCGGGGUCCCUCGCUACGUCCAACUCCGCCGGACCGCCAAGCUGUUCUCCUUUCAGCGGCUUUACGGCGCGGGGGUCGCUUUACUCCACCGAACAACCGGCAUCCCCGUCAAGGACCUCGUGGCGUCGAUCCGCGAGGAGGCCGUGGCAUACCCCGGGAUCGCCCGAUUUCAUCACAUCACCCGCGCCGUCGCCCUGCGCGCGAAGAAUCCGGGCCUCCCCACCGGCCACAUCGUCGAGCUCCCGACGGGGCUUCGCGUUAAUUUUAAAACCCACGACGUCGUGCUGAACCUGCCGGCGGUGAAAAACUACCCCAUCCAGGCUUACGGCGCCGAGCUCACCCAAAUGAUGCUCGGCCGGCUUUUUCGCCAUUUUAUGGCCAACAACUUCUACCAAAACCGCGCCUUUUUGACAAAUUUCGUCCACGACUCGGUCUGGAUGGAUUGCCAUCUCGACGUCCUCGAGGAAUGCGUGCGGGAUACCCGGCGAAUCCUCGGCGACCUUGCGAACUACGUCCCGGAUCGCUUUCCCGGGGUUCGCAUCGAGAUCCCGCUCAAAGUCACCGCGGCCUGCGGGAUGGAUAUGGCCUCGAUGGAAAACAUCCCCGACGACGACUACUCCGCCGUCUACGCGCAAAAGCGAAAAAGCCCGGAGGAGGUGGGGGCGCUGGAGAUGCCCCUCACCCCGGGCCUGGAGCUCCCCCAGGAGGGCAUUAUGGUUUGA